Molecule: messenger RNA, 1413 nt
Organism: Ogataea philodendri
Lineage: Eukaryota; Fungi; Ascomycota; Pichiomycetes; Pichiales; Pichiaceae
Exons: 1
Coding region: 1-1413 (470 amino acids)
Biological process (GO): transmembrane transport; nitrite transport
Cellular component (GO): membrane
Molecular function (GO): high-affinity secondary active nitrite transmembrane transporter activity
Source: RefSeq, a predicted model, not a curated record
AUGGUCGACGAUACCUACUAUAUCACUGUCCAUGAGGCUGCGCUGGCCGUUGUGGCCACUGCUAUGAAGAAAUCAAGACUCAGGCCACAUUUGUUGGUCAUCAACUCAAUUAUGGGAGCUUUUCUUUUCUGUGCCGGUGGAAUGCUCGAUCUGAUGGUACAAUCGUUGAACCCCGGUUUGAUGAACAACGGGUACGCUGGAAUUGUGAGUCUGUUGCAAGGAGCUGUUUACUCAAUCGGGUUGUUUUUUGUCAUCACUAUGGGAAUGGAGCUAUUCAACUCCAAUGUGCUAUUUUUCUCGGUGGGGGUGUUACAGGGUGCCGUCACCAUAAUGGAUCUGAUUGUGAGCUGGAUGGUGUCGUUGUGGGUGAACCUAGCGUCGACGGUCUUUGUUGUUUAUGUCUUUGGUCAUGUUUCCGGGGUUACUUCCAAAGGAGAUUUUGUCGAAGGAUCCAGGACGAUUGCUGAAUUUAAGGAGUCUUUCAGUUUCAUGCAAACGUUCCUCAAAUCAAUCGCAGGAAACUUCUUUGUGUGUCUCGCAGUGUAUUUACAAAUCAUGGUGAAGCCGCUACAUGUCAAGUUUUUGAUGAUCUUCCUGCCAAUUUUCACAUUCGUUGCUUUUGGCUUCACUCAUGUGGUGGCAGAUAUGUUUUUGAUUCCUGCUGGCUUGUUCAACAAAUGUUCUUUUGGCUGGGGCCGGUAUUUUUGGAAACUGUUUCUGCCUGCCAGUCUGGGAAACAUGAUCGGAGGCUCUUUCUUUGGAAUGAUGAUUCCAUGGUACUUGCAUCUGGUUGUGAUCGAACAGGAUAGACAGAACCUGCAUCUUCCGGACUACGACGAAAGAGACGAGCAACCACAGCUCAACAUGGAUUCGAGAGUUGUCCGCACUCCAAGACACUCGACCGCAGCAUCGAUCUCCACCCACAACUCCCAGGUGGAGGACUACUCCCCGCUGGAGAGGAUGCAGUCUCCAAAGGGAGUUUUCCCCGUGUACGACAUGGGAGAUGCGCCCGAGCGCGAACGCAGCAUUGCCGACCCGCCAGAAGGAGGCGUCGGUUUACAGAAAGUUCUCACCAGGGCCAGCUGGCGUCGUCGUCAGCCGGAUAUAGAGGCCCAACGCGGUGUGAACACACAAACAGAAACCGACUCUCUUGGUGGACGUAUCGCGAGACAUUUUAGCACAUCCAGCGCGUUGGAUGAUCGUGCUACCAUGCGUCAACGACUGCAGGCUGCCGGCGUGACACGAAAGAUCGCCAACUACUCGAACGACAUUGCUGGUAUCCACCAGGAUUCGAUCGUGUCCAACAACGAUGCGCCGAACAGAAACGUCAGAAAGCCAUCUGACAACAUCGACCCGGCCCAAUCGCCCGAGGACAGCUCGCUUUCAGAUGAAAAACACGAGUCCGCGGAUUAA